Molecule: messenger RNA, 769 nt
Organism: Pomacea canaliculata
Lineage: Eukaryota; Metazoa; Mollusca; Gastropoda; Architaenioglossa; Ampullariidae
Product: cytochrome c oxidase assembly protein COX19-like
Exons: 3
Coding region: 301-591 (96 amino acids)
Biological process (GO): mitochondrial respiratory chain complex IV assembly
Cellular component (GO): mitochondrial intermembrane space
Source: RefSeq, a predicted model, not a curated record
GCUCCAAUUUGCCGAAAAGUGAGCUGCAUCCGAUCUGAUCCGAUUGCCGAAAACAAAAAGAGGGUGGAGCGAGCUCAAAAAUAGUUUUCAUAAGUUUCCAAAUGACAGAAACUUGAGAGAGAGAGAGAAAAAGUAAAGAUGACAAGAAUCAGCUACUAAAACAUAAAGCUUUGUAAGCCUUGCUAUAGAUUCGAACACCUUGUACUCAAAUGAAACACAGUUGUAUUACGAACUAGUCCUUGAUAUUCAGUUAGCUCAGAGGAGAACCGAGCACCCUUGUAAUUCGAUUAUUUUGCCAUAAUGUCCACACAAAUGACCUUUCAGAGUCGAACAACAGUGAAACCGCCAGAGAAAGGCAGCUUUCCUUUGGAUCAUGAUGGUGAAUGCAGAGAAUUUAUGAAGAAAUACAUGAAAUGUCUCAGAGAAAAUAGACAAGAAAAUACAAUGUGUCGUGAACAGUCUAUGGCAUAUCUCAACUGUCGCAUGGAGAAGAAUCUUAUGUUGCGUGAAGACUGGAAGAAGCUGGGGUACAGCGAUCUCGCACAGAAACAAGCAAAUACAAAGAGCUCAUCAUCACUAAGGGAAACAUAAUCUAGAAAAGAAUCUCUUUCCCAGACUUUCAUUGUUUCAAGAUAUUGUUCAAAGUAUAAGUUGUUGAGAGACACAAGGUAAUGGAUAAAAUCGAUUAUUUAUAAGGGCAAUGAAGGCCUUUUUUUAACAUUAAAAGAUGCUUUUUUGCAAGUUUGUUUAUUAAAUAUUUCAAGCAGCA